GUACUCCAUAAAACUACAACUUCGCUGAGAACACCAUAAAUGUUGUCGGGUAUGCAGAGUCCUAUAUUGUGCGACAACAGAUAGCACCAUAAUAAACCUUAAGCUUUGACUACUGUAUACAGUGACGUAGUCCAUCUAUUUACUCCUUGCUUCCUGGAAUCCGGAUACGAAUCAUGAAAGAUAUGGAGUAUUGCAUGUACAUGUAGGCCACUUCUUUGUUUUUGCCACUCAGUCGGCGGUGUGCCUGCAUGCUCGGUAGGCAUUCUGCAUCUGCGAAAGUGUUAUUAGCAUCAGCUAUAAUAGUUUUUUGUACGUGAGACUCAUGAUCCAGGUCUCAUUGAAUGGCCUGUCACAUAUAUAAUAAACCCCAUGCUUUACAUAUCAUGUCCAUACUUAGAAAUAUUGACUUGCCCAACCUGCUUGAACACGAGAGCUCGGCGGCUCCUGAAGAUUGGUUUGGGAUCUUGUUUGGUUGAACCACUACUAUUCGGUAUUUGGCUUAGGAAAGGGGAGCCUCGAGUUUCUGGUUCAGUUCCCCAUGGGUCAGAUGAAGUACCCAGGGGAUACGCACGGUGGCCCCUUUAAAACACAUCGCGACAAAUACCCCUCCCCCUUUUCCCACUCAAUUAUCUCGGUUCCCAUGGGCAAGUUCACACCAGAGGCAAAAUCUAGUGUGGGAUGCGACUCAAGAACAAAGAGGGGCACCCUCACGAUUUAGGGCCUCUAUCUGCUAGGUUCUUUGUCCUAAGACACAUACAUAACUACUACCGACAUGGGUGCUGCACCUGCUUUUACCUGCCGUCAAUAACUCGAUUAGUUGCAUGUUCCAACUGUAGUAGUAACAUGUCUUUCAAGCAGGUCACCACUACCAUCGGUAGGGAGGGUGAAGUGAUAGUAUAUUUAUUACCUAGUACUGAAGUUAUUAUUAGAAACCUAUGUUUAGAAGUCCCCUAGAUCAUAUACUCCGUCUCAGCAUUAGAACCAGAUCCAUGGCGUCAGGGAAAGAAUUUGCCUAACUUGACUAAUAAUAGUUAAAAGUGGAGCGCUAUUCUGACGAUG
This is a messenger RNA of Aspergillus welwitschiae, 1059 nucleotides long. RefSeq lists its product as uncharacterized. The record is from RefSeq and is a predicted model, not a curated record. The coding region runs from base 679 to 954 and encodes 91 amino acids. The transcript has a single exon. Lineage: Eukaryota; Fungi; Ascomycota; Eurotiomycetes; Eurotiales; Aspergillaceae.